Molecule: messenger RNA, 915 nt
Organism: Hydatigera taeniaeformis
Lineage: Eukaryota; Metazoa; Platyhelminthes; Cestoda; Cyclophyllidea; Taeniidae
Source: the annotation of a GenBank genome assembly
AUGAUCGGUGCCCUGUUCAUAUACAACCACAAAGGAGAAGUUCUGAUUCAACGCUUUUUCCGCGACGAAAUACCGAAAACUGCUGUUGACGUGUUCCGCGUUCACGUUAUACAUUCCAGACAUCAAAUCCGUUCUCCAAUCGUUAACAUUUCAAGAACUAGUUUCUUUCACGUUAAACGGGGGAACAUCUGGCUUUGUUCUGUCAGUCGGCGUAACCUUAAUGCUGCAGCUGUUUUUGAGUUGCUACAUGCCAUUUUGGGCAUCUUCCAACAGCAUUUGGGUCGGGUCACUGAAGAGAGUAUUAAAAACAAUUUUGUUCUCAUAUAUGAACUUCUUGACGAGGCGAUAGACUACGGCUAUGCUCAAAAUACUGACACUGACGUCCUCCGAAAUCUCAUUACCCAAGCUGCUAUACGGUCGGCAAACAAAGAGGAAACUACUCAAAUCACGAACCAGGUUACUGGACAGAUCAGCUGGCGUCGUGAGGGCAUUAAGUACAGGCGUAACGAACUUUUCCUUGAUAUAACUGAGUCGGUUAAUUUGCUGAUGUCACCUCAAGGUCAAAUAUUAUCGGCUCAUGUGGUUGGAAAGGUAGUGAUGAAGUGUUACCUCAGUGGGAUGCCUGAUUGCAAGUUUGGAUUCAAUGACAAGAUUAGUUUGGAUAACCGUCCCAAGAAUUCCGGCGCCAUUAGCAGCGGAGACGAUUUGUGCGUUAUGCUCAUUUACGAGGAGGUAUUAGUGACGUCGACCUCUUGUAGGGCUCCUGAGUCCGUUGGUGGCGUUGCAAUAGAUGACUGUCAGUUCCAUCAAUGCGUAAAACUUAACAAGUACAGUACCGACCAAGCGAUCUCAUUCAUUCCACCAGAUGGCGAAUUUGUUCUCAUGCGUUAUCGCAAGACACGUGUUUCAAGCUAA